AUGUCAUCGACAAGCCAUUUGAUUGUAACUCAAACCAAGGAGACGAAAGUUAAUAAAGGUCAUAGCAGUUUCAAUUUGGAAGUAACAGCUUGUGACGAUUCAUCAGAUUUAUUAUAUUCAUCAUCUCCGGCAACAAAUCAUAACUAUCUUUAUUAUGUAAAUGCUGAACCACCUCGAAAACAAUCGGUUGCAGUUACACAUACUUUAACACCAACAUCAUCAAUAAAAGAAUCUACAUUGAAUGUUCGUCGAAAAUUAAGUGCUAUUUCAUUGCCUGUUCCUUGGCAUAAACGAAAUCGAUCACCUAGUGACGAUAAAACAUCAACUGAUUCGGUUCCGAAACAAUCACAGCAACAUCGAAAAUCUCAUAUUUUUCGUAAAAUGUCUCGAGAUCGUCUAUUGACAUUAGACAGAUUAUUUAGCAGUGGCACACAUACCACUACAACGACAAACGACGAUGAACAAGCAUCACCAAUAACUGAAUUCACGGCACUUGAUGAAUCUAUUAGAUCUAGUGAAAAACCGAUAAAACCAAUAAAAGAAAAUGGUUAUUUACAUAAUUCACCACGUUUAAUGACCAGGCUACAGUGUACAACGAAAGGUACGAAAGCUUUACGCCUAUUAGGCGAUGGUGGUGGAACGAAUGACUGUAAUCAAAAUCAAGAUCAAGCAUUUUAUACAAAAGACUUUAGUUUUACUAAACAUAGUACACGAACACCUCAUCAACGUCGACUUUUACUAAAAAAUGGUGAAGUCAACAUUUCCAGGUACCUAAUUAACUUUUGUUCAUUAUUAUUCUAAUUUAAUAUUGAAAAACGUCGUCGUCAAUAUCUUGCAGACAUCUUUACAACAUUAAUUGAUUUAAAAUGGCGUUAUGCAUUAUGUUUAUUUACACUUGGCUUUUGUUUAAGCUGGUUAGCGUUUGCUUUAAUAUGGUAUUUAUUAAUGUAUAUAUAUGGAGAUUUACAUCCAAAUAAUUAUAACUCAGCGAAUUAUACUGUAUGCAUAGCGGGUGUACAUUCAUUUGCUGGUGCAAUACUUUUUUCAAUUGAAACGCAACAAACAAUUGGUUAUGGUACACGUGUUGUUAAAGAAACAUGUUAUUUUGCUAUUCUUGUUAUGAUGGUACAAUCAAGUAUAGGUGUUUUAUUACAAUCAUUUAUGGUUGGUGUUGUUUUUGCAAAAAUUUCACGACCCAAAAAACGUACAGAAACAUUAAUAUGGUCACGUGAAGCUGUUAUAUGUUUACGUGAUGGACAAAUGACAUUACAAUGUCGUGUUGGUGAUAUGCGUAAAUCACAUAUUGUUGAAGCACAUGUACGAAUGUAUUUAAUAAAAAAACGUGUUACUUUAGAAGGUGAAAUAUUACCAUUACAUACAUAUGAUAUGAAUGUUGGAUUUGAUAAAGGUGUUGAUCGUUUAUUUUUAAUUUGGCCAUUAGUUAUUGAACAUAUUAUUGAUGAACAAUCACCAUUAUAUGGUGUUAGUCGAUCGGAUUUAGUUAAACAACGUUUUGAAUUAGUUGUUAUACUUGAAGGUAUUAUUGAAUCAACUGGUAUGACAACACAAGCUCGUACAUCUUAUUUACCAUCAGAAAUUUUAUGGGGUUAUCGUUUUGAACGUUUAAUUACCUUUCAACGUGAUGAUGGUUUAUAUCGUAUUGAUUAUUCACGUUUUAAUUUAAGUUAUCCAGUCGAUAUGAUAACAUGUAGUGCAAGAGAUUUAAAAGAAUUACAUGAAUUAGAAAAAUGGCAUGAAAAUAAUCAACAUCAUAGUUAUGAGUAUGUUAUUUGA
Molecule: messenger RNA, 1794 nt
Organism: Rotaria sp. Silwood2
Lineage: Eukaryota; Metazoa; Rotifera; Eurotatoria; Philodinida; Philodinidae
Source: the annotation of a GenBank genome assembly